CUGAUAAGUUUUAUCACAUGUACUGGACACGAUUAAAUAUAUCGUAUCCAAAUCUAGGGUAAGGACUGAAGAAGUGACAGAAAGAAGAGAUAAAAGGUUGUGUAGUGAAUGGAAGAAACAACUUUUUAAAGUUAACGCUGAGAGAAAACAUGACAGCACAGAAGAAACCAUGAAAUUACACAUGGCUCACAGACGUCAUGAGAGGUUUUUGUCUACACUGUUCAGCUGUACGAAACGGGGGCUCCUACGGGGGCGGCACAGUCGGCAAAACUAUGAGGAAAGACAUGAACCAAUCCAAGAAAAAAAUUGUUCAACAGAAGCUAUACCAUUGUCUACAACAGAAAAUGAAGAAAUAGAGGAUCUUAAAAACAAGUUACAUGAAAUGGAAGAAAGAUGUCAAACAUUGGAAGAUUCACAAAACGUUGGCUCUGCAACACCCGUUGUUCCAUUUAUCGAUGAUGUGAAAUGUCACGUGGACGCUCAGAAAGAAAUGGAAGAGUUGGAGUUAACUAAUAAGAGGUUAGAGAAAGAGAAAUCAAAACUACAACAGGAGCUCAAUUCAAAAGAAGCGAAGAUAAAACAUCUCAGGGAAGAAAUUGAAAAGCAAGAUGAAUUGUUCAGUCAGCAACAGGCUCAACAUGUAGACAUUCUGAAAAACCUUUCUGCAGCAAACAGGGCUAAGGUACUUCUAACAGCCAGACUAGCAGAUCAGGAAAAGAAGAUAUACGAGUUGGAACAAAGUUUAGAACUACCUAUUUCUGUCAGAAUAGAGCACAGAGAAGAACUGAAGGUUGUGAAAGAAGCUAUUUCCUGUUUGAGACUGUGUUUUGCACCUACUGACCCAUAUCAACAUACAUUAGAUACCAUCGAGCAGAGUCUAGCAUCCUUGUUAGAAAGGGUUAAUGCUCUAGAAGAAGCUCAGAUAAAUCCACAAAUGUCAAAACACCAUAAUGGUGAGUUUCAUAAUACCUCUGGACAUGGCUCCCAACAUUCACCUGAUGAAGUUGUCCACAAUAAUCCCCAAGUUUCUUAUAACAAAUUACAAGAUGUACACUUCAGUGACAGAAGCAGAGUUACAAAAGUUGUGUAUUACACAGAAAAGUCAACCACACCUUUCUUGUCCAUAAUACCAAAAAGGAUUGGUGAUAUCAGUCUUGGCGAUUUCAAGAUGUUAUUUAACAGAUCAGGAAACUUUCGUUACCAUUUCAAAACCUUUGACAAAGAGUAUGGGGCAAUAAAGGAAGAGGUUCUCCAUGAUGAUGAGAUUCUUCCUAGCUGGGAUGGCAAGAUUAUUGCUUGGAUUGAAGAGGACCUUGACUAGGUUCACCCAGUAACUUACUGUAGAGAUGUUUAUGCAGUAUCUUGUAUUCAUCCAUAUAACUUGUGCAAAAAAAUUAGAGGAAAGUAGAGCACUAAAUCUGAAGCAUACAAAGUCUCCAAUAUGGCAUUAAUGUACAAUUUCUUAUUUUGAUAUAUGUUUUUAGUUGCAAGUUAAAUUUAGCAAAGUCCAAUGAAAAAAAUGAGCAGUCAGAUAUGAUAAAGUCAGCCCAAAAUAGAAAUUAUAUACUAGAGGGAAAAUGUUCUCCUCUUCUUAAUCUGUGACAGUGUUGAUUCUAGCAAUUAAAUGUAGUUAUGGUUCUUUUAAUUUAUAUUGUUAUAUGCUUGCAAAUAACAAAAUGUUAAGCAUUGAAUUAUCAAAAUUUAAACAAUUACUUUUCAAAAUCAAAUAUUAUUGUGUAAAUGUAGUUAUGUUAUGACUAAUGAUUAUGUUAGUAUUUAAUCUUAUCAAUCAGAAAAAUGAAACUUGUGCAGUUUGAACUUGAUAAUUGAGGGGCAAGAAAUCAUGUUAUAUUAAAGAAUAUAAUAAUAUAAAAUUGGAUUCUACAAAAACGUUUUUUGUACUAACAGAGAAAUGGUGAAUAAAUGAUAAAGCAAUAUUUUUUAAAGAGGUCAAGAGCAGUUUUAGAGGGGCCAGGCUUGGUGGGCCUUCCCAAUGGCUACAAGCCUGUUUAAAUCUUUGGCUAUUUAAAUAAAAUUGUUUAAUAAUCCAAGACUAUGUGCUUGGUAGACUUAAAUAAUUUGGCAUAAUAUUUUAGUAGGAAAACUGUUGGAGCUUUAUCAUGCCUGAUAUUUUGUUGAUCAAAAUUCAGAGUGCUAUGAUUUUUAGUUCGUAACUGUUUGUUUAAUGGAUAUAUUUAAUGAACCCAGUGUAUUUUAAACACAAGGCUUUUUCUGUAUUCCAAAAUUUAGUUGAAAGCUUCCAAUUCUUUUCAGUUUAAAACCAAAAACAUUAAUUGAUGCACUGUUUUUAAUUUUUUAUUGAUUGGAUCUACUAAGAAAGAUGUAACAAAUUGAACAAGUUUUUCUGAAUAAAUGCCGUGAGGAGUAUGUUUAUUGAAAUUUGUGAUGGUAAAAAAAAUAAAUAAAUUGGGAAUGGUGAUACCUGAAAAAUAUAACUGUUUUAUUUUUUGUUAAUUUGUACUUUUGGUUCUACUUUCAGACCAUAUUUUUUAGAUUAAAUUUCUCUUUUUACACUGAUUAUCCUCUUAGAGUAUCUUCAGGGUAUCAGUUUUUGGAUUGAAUCAUUUGAACUGCUGUAUUUUUUCCUCAUUAAACUAAUAAGACAUGUUUUUUAUUUGUUUUCUGGAAUCAAAAGAAAAUGAGGAUAACCUGUAUUUAGGAAUUAUUAUUCUGAUGUGGAUAUUUCUUCAAAAAUUUGACUUUAGCCAAUAAUCAUGCAGUGCCAAGAUGUGUAUACUUAAGUGUAUGUUUGUGUUUAAGACUACAUUUAAUGGUAAUAGUUGAUUGUUACAAUUUGCAAAUAGAAAAGGCAAAUUAAAAGUAGCAGUCGUAGUGAUUUACAAAUGAUGGAUUUAGUUAUUAAAAGUAUUAUGUAUCUUGUACAUAAAAUCCUGUAACAAUAGAAAGACAAAGGAAUAAAUAUAUUGGUAUGACAAAGUA
Molecule: messenger RNA, 2961 nt
Organism: Limulus polyphemus (Atlantic horseshoe crab)
Lineage: Eukaryota; Metazoa; Arthropoda; Merostomata; Xiphosura; Limulidae
Product: dixin-A-like
Exons: 13
Coding region: 170-1321 (383 amino acids)
Biological process (GO): canonical Wnt signaling pathway
Cellular component (GO): cytosol
Source: RefSeq, a predicted model, not a curated record